Molecule: messenger RNA, 1078 nt
Organism: Heterocephalus glaber (naked mole-rat)
Lineage: Eukaryota; Metazoa; Chordata; Mammalia; Rodentia; Bathyergidae
Source: RefSeq, a predicted model, not a curated record
AUGCUGGAGGACUACAGCAACCUUGUUGCAGUGGAGUUUCAUGUUAACAAACCAGAUGUGAUCUUCAGAUUGGAGCAAGGAGGGGAACCAUGGAUAGUGGAUGAGUUCUCACAGAAAAUUCACAGAGGAGAGAAAUCCCGUGAGUGUAAUGAAUGUGGAAAGACCUUCUUUCAGGAGUCAGCCCUUGCUGAGCAUUUCAGGUCCCACACAGGUGAGAAACCUUAUGAAUGCAAGGAAUGUGGGAAUGCCUUCAGUAAAAAAUCUUACCUCAUUGUACAUCAGAGAACUCACAGAGGAGAGAAGCCAAACGAAUGUAAAGAAUGUGGGAAAACCUUCUUCUGUUAGUCAACUCUGACCACACAUCAGAAAAUUCACAUAGAAAAGCCCUAUGAAUGUAGUGAAUGUGGGAAAACUUUCUUUUGUCAGUCAGACCUCAGUGUGCAUCGGAGAAUUCAUAGAGGAAAGAAGUCUCACGAGUGUAAUGAAUGUGGGAAAUGUUUCUGCCAUAAGUUAACACUCACUAUACAUCAGAGAACUCACACAGGAGACAACCACACUCAUGAAUGCAAUGAGUGUCAGAGGAUCUACUGCCAGAAGUCAGCUCUGACUCACUGUCAGAGAGCACACACUGGGGAGAGACCCUACACAGGCCAUGAGUAUGGGAAAACCUUUUGCCAGAAGUUCUCCUUUACUGAAUAACAGAGAAUUCACACAGGAGAGAAGCCAUAUGAAUGUACCGAGUAUGGGAAAUCCUUCUGCCACAAGUCAGCCUUCCAUGUGCAUCAGAGAAUCCAUACAGGGGAAAAGCCUUAUGGAUGUAAUGAAUGUGGGAAAACCUACCAGAGUCUGUGGACUCUCACUGAGCAUCAGAAAAUACACACAGGAGAGAAACUCUAUGAAUGUAGCAUAUGUCAGAAAACAUUUCACCAAGUAUCCAACUUCCUCUUACAUCAGAAAACUCACAAAUAGUAAGUUUCAACAAAGCAGCAAAUCAAAUAAUGUACAUAAUACUAAAACUGUACAUAGAGGAAUGGAGUCUUAUCAAUGUAAUGAAUGUGGGAAAUUUUUCUGCCAUAAG